Molecule: messenger RNA, 890 nt
Organism: Xiphophorus maculatus (southern platyfish)
Lineage: Eukaryota; Metazoa; Chordata; Actinopteri; Cyprinodontiformes; Poeciliidae
Gene: cskmt
Product: citrate synthase lysine methyltransferase
Exons: 2
Coding region: 203-877 (224 amino acids)
Source: RefSeq, a predicted model, not a curated record
CACAAACCAACAUGUCUGCUCUCACGAAGUCGUUCGCGUCGGCUGGCAGAAGAGGAUUCUCCCGGUGUACAAGGCAACGUUCAUCAGUGACAAGUGUGUCCACAGUUGGAAUUAUUCAUGUCAGGGUAGUCUCGUUGUUUUCUUUCGUGGUUUUAAGCUAACCAGCUAAAUAGAAAGAGUUUUUCGUUCAAAAGCUGAGCUGAUGGAAAACAUGGAUAAGAAAUCAGCAUGGGACCGCUUCUACUCUGAGACCAGCAGCAGGAGUCCCAACUUCAAAAACUUUGAGUGGUUCUUCGGUUUCGAUGCGGUGCAGGACUUCAUCACGCCCCUCCUGCAGGCUGCGUCCCUUUCACGCCAUCCUGUCCAGGUCUUGGACAUGGGAUGCGGCACGUCUGCGCUGGGCCCCUCCAUCUACAGAGACUCCGCUUUGCCAGUGCAAGUCACCUGCGCCGACAUCUCCCCCGUAGCCGUACGGCUAAUGCGGGAGCACAUCCGGGCCAACGCCGUCCGGCCUCGCAACGCUUCCUCUCAAAUUGACUUUUUAGAACUGGACUGCACCCGGCUUGACGGCCACUACGGUCCCAGCAGCCUGGAUCUUAUUGUUGACAAGGGCACCACAGACGCCCUGUUGAGGUCCAAGGAGGGGGCGGAGAAGGCGGCCUCGGUGCUGAGGCAGUGCCUGAAGGUGUUGCGGCGCUCCGGGUCCCUGCUCCAGUUCUCAGACGAGGAUCCUGAUGCCAGACUGGUGUGGUUAGAGGCAGCCGCUCAGGGCCAGGGGCUGGCGGCGGGAGACGUUGGGGUGCAGGAGGUCGGGGUGCUGAGGGGUGUGUGUUACUACUGUUACCAAGUGACUGCUCAUCAUGAUGUAAACAAAUAAAAAUUUAACUUAU